UCCAGAAGUUUGUGUGUGUUUUUCCCAGUCAGCUUGGUGUGUGCUUGCCUCUCUCCUUUACCGUACACCUUUCUCGUUGCAGGGCUGAGCCAAGCAGCAUGACAGACCGAGCGCCUUUUGACACCAACCUGAUCACUGUGACCCGCUUCGUGCUGGAGGAGGGCAGAAAGGCGAAAGGCACCGGGGAAUUGAACCGGCUUCUCAACUCUCUCUGCACUGCUGUCAAGGCAAUUUCGUCGGCCGUCAGGAAAGCGGGCAUCGCCAACCUGUAUGGGCUUUCUGGAGGUAAUGUCAAUGUAACGGGAGAUGAGGUGAAGAAGCUUGAUGUACUUUCUAAUGAUAUGGUUAUAAACAUGUUAAAAUCCUCCUUCAGUACGUGUGUCCUUGUAUCUGAAGAAGAAAAAAAUGCCAUCAUUGUGGAUCCAGACAAACAGGGAAAGUAUAUUGUCUGCUUUGAUCCACUAGAUGGCUCUUCCAAUAUUGACUGUCUUGUUUCCAUAGGAACAAUUUUUGCUAUUUAUAAAAAGACCACUGAUGGCCAACCAAAUGAGAGUGAUGCUUUGCAGUCGGGUCGUAACAUCAUAGCAGCUGGUUAUGCACUGUAUGGCAGUGCCACAAUGCUGGUAUUGUCGGCAGGAAAUGGAGUGAACUGCUUCAUGCUGGAUCCAGCUAUUGGGGAAUUUAUUUUGGUGGACAAGAAUGUGACCAUGAAGAAGAAGGGAAAUAUUUACAGCAUCAAUGAAGGCUACGCAAAGUACUUUGAUCCUGUAGUUACAGAGUACAUAAAGAGAAAGAAAUUUCCACAGGAUGGUAGUGCUCCCUAUGGUGCAAGAUAUAUUGGGUCCAUGGUUGCGGAUGUUCAUCGGACUCUGAUGUAUGGAGGGAUCUUUCUGUACCCAGCCAAUUCCAAAAGUCCCAAAGGCAAGCUUCGACUUCUGUACGAGUGCAAUCCCAUGGCGUACAUCAUUGAGCAAGCCGGAGGUAUGGCCACCACAGGUACAGAAGCAGUGCUGGACAUUGUACCUGAAUUCAUUCACCAGCGGGCACCUAUUAUAAUGGGAUCCAGAGAUGAUGUUCAAGAAUACCUCGACAUUGUAAAUCAAUCCUUAUAAGAGGCACAUAUUGAUGCAAUGUGAAUUAAAAACCUGGACCAAAGAUUGUUAAUUUCUUCCAUGCAAAGUAACAUUCCGAUGAUGAUCCAAAUCAUAUCAUUGAUAAAAUGAUCUAAUUCCCAGAGUUGUCAAUCUGGUGUAUUUGAGAUCAGCAUAGUUUUUUUUGUGUCUUUGUAUAACUAGCUGCACAACACCUGUACUACAUAUAUUAAUGAAGGAGUAAAAAUAAACACAUCGAUCAUUUA
This is a messenger RNA of Pristis pectinata (smalltooth sawfish), 1357 nucleotides long. Its product is annotated as fructose-1,6-bisphosphatase 1-like. Bases 99 to 1112 code for a protein of 337 amino acids. The transcript is spliced from 7 exons. Gene Ontology annotation, cellular component: cytoplasm; cytosol. Gene Ontology annotation, biological process: gluconeogenesis; sucrose biosynthetic process; fructose 6-phosphate metabolic process. The record is from RefSeq and is a predicted model, not a curated record. Gene Ontology annotation, molecular function: fructose 1,6-bisphosphate 1-phosphatase activity. NCBI's taxonomy places the organism in Eukaryota, Metazoa, Chordata, Chondrichthyes, Rhinopristiformes, Pristidae.